AUGCCGCAGGCUGCGAGGUGGGCCGGGACGCCCUCCAUUAAGGGCCGGAAUGAGUCGACCCGGAUGGCGCUUUUGACGUUUAGUUUGGUCGGAUUGCAGUACGUAUUACCCGUUUCUGUUUUGUUGUUUAGGUUCACGUGGGGUACUGAGAUGACUUAUUGUACACCUUAUCUUCUUCAGCUCGGUUUGACGAAGUCUAAGACUUCGUUGGUGUGGAUUGCUGGCCCGUUGUCUGGGUUGAUUAUCCAGCCUCUUAUCGGAGUCAUUGCUGAUCGAUCGCGGUCAAAAUGGGGUCGACGUAGACCUUUUAUGAUCGUUGGAUCAUUUGUUGUCGCUUUCUGUCUGUUUAUCUUGGGGUGGACAGCUGAGAUUGUUGGGUUAUUUGUUAAAGAUCCGGAAAAGGCUAAGAAUGGCACAAUUGCGCUGGCUGUGUUGAGUAUUUAUGCGGUGGACUUCUCUAUCAACGUUGUUCAGGCUUGCUGUCGCGGUUUGAUUGUGGAUACGCUACCGAUCCCAUCGCAACAAGCUGGAUCCGCAUGGGCUGGAAGGAUGUCUGCCAUCGGCCAACUCUUUGCUUAUGUGGUUGGUGCUAUCGAUACUGUUGGUAUCUUUGGUACUUUUAUUGGAGAUACGCAGUUCAAACAGAUGACAGUGAUCGCUGCUUUCUCAUUGGUGUUGGCAGUGGCCGUCACCUCAUACUCGGUAAAAGAGCGAGUUCUUCUGUCUGCAAGGGAUGACGGGAGUGCUGGUGCUAUUCAAGUGCUCUCUCAGCUGUUCAAAACUACUUUCGAGCUGCCGCCUCGCAUCCAAGCAAUUUGCUGGGCCCAAUUCUGGGCGUGGAUUGGCUGGUUCCCCUUCCUCUUCUACAGCACAACCUGGGUUGGCGAAACCUACUUCCGUUACGAAGUACCAAAAGAUGAUAUGGCCAAAGCAACAGAUAUGCUCGGUGAAGUCGGCCGCGUGGGCAGUCUCUCAUUAACCGUCUUCUCAUCUAUCACAUUCCUGAGCUCUGUCCUCCUACCCUUCUGUAUCCUACCACCGGAUUCCAAACGGACACGAUUCACCGCACGACCUCCCCCAGUCUUCGCAGCGAUUCUCAAAUACCUUACCGCAAUUCGCCCCGACCUCCAAACCGCCUGGUUCAUCUCCCAGAUCAUGUUCGCCGCUACAAUGAUCUUCGCCCCGCUAGCACACUCCCGCGCCUUCGCAACCACCCUGGUAGCAAUAUGCGGUAUUCCCUGGGCAAUCAGCGGCUGGGCUCCAUUCGCCUUCAUGGGCGUGGAAAUCAACAAAUUAACAAUGGGUGGUUAUUCCCCCGCAAUCCCAUCCUCACGAUCCGGCGUGACAAUGAUCACCUCAGCCAGUCUGCGCAACGCCGCCCCCGAUAAUGAGCUAGAUGUCCUUCGACUGAACCACCGUGAUUCCUUCGACAGCGACACAGACGAGGAGGAACACUCAUCCAACAUCCCGUCAACAGGUGAACUCGCCGGUAUUUACCUGGGCGUGCUGAACGUGUACACGACCCUGCCACAAUUCGUCGGCACUUUCAUCAGCUGGAUUGUCUUCAGCAUCCUCGAACCGGGUGUUUCCGACAACGCUGCAGAAAACAAUUCAGAUACACAGUGGAUGAACCUUGAUAAGGAUAAGCCGAACGCCAUCUCUAUCUGUCUCUUCAUUGGGGCACUAAGCGCUCUCAUCGCGGCUGAGGCUACCCGUCGACUGCGGUAUAUACUAUGA
This is a messenger RNA of Penicillium vulpinum, 1737 nucleotides long. RefSeq names its product putative sucrose transporter. Gene Ontology annotation, molecular function: sucrose:proton symporter activity. The record is from RefSeq and is a predicted model, not a curated record. Lineage: Eukaryota; Fungi; Ascomycota; Eurotiomycetes; Eurotiales; Aspergillaceae. The transcript has 8 exons. The coding region runs from base 1 to 1737 and encodes 578 amino acids. Gene Ontology annotation, cellular component: membrane.